AUGUUCCGAAGCAAACGACGAGCGACCGAACGGAAGAAUUGGGGCGUGGCUCCGUCGUCGAUGCCUGCAGAAAUCAUUUACCCCAGCCGAAUGUCCUUCUACAACACUCCGCCCAACCUGGGCAUUUCGCUGGAGGCGUUCGAAGAAUGGGCCAUUGACCGGCUCCGGGUGCUGACGAAGCUGCAACAGCUGCAACUGAGCGGAAAGACAGGGCUGAAAGACCUCGAUUCGGGCCUGAAGCCGACGCUGGAGAAGUACCUACCCCUGGGCUCAAGCCGAAACGUCUCUGACGAAGUGACACAAAAGCAGCGGCAAAAGGACCACUACUCGCAUUUCAUUCUGCGGCUGGUAUACUGCCGCACUCCAGAGCUGCGCAAGGAGUUUGUGGAGCGCGAAAAGCUGCUGUUUCGGUACAGACUGAGUUUGGAGGAGGGCGGCGAGAGAGACUCGUUUGUCAACUCGCUGGACUUUGAGUGGGAAAAGGUCGACGUGGACGAAUUCGAAGAUCUGCGGCCGUAUCUGGAGACGGUGUCACGUGACAAGGCCGACAUUGCGUCGCGUGACUACGUCAAGGUUGACUGGCAGAAGGUGGCCGAUCUGGUUGAUUCUCGUCGGGUGUUUUUGCGGGCUGGCAAAGUCUAUGUUCCUGCUUCGUUGCAGCAGAAUCUGGUUGUAAACGAGUUUGAGAGCCGUUUGGCUGUUGCCAUGGAGACUGCGGCCAUGUUGCUUUCUCGGCUGGAUGAGUCGACUCGCCUGAUGCCGAUUUUGGACCAUCUUGCGCAGUUUGGCGUGACCGAGACGUUCCAGAAGAAUGAGGCUCUGGAUGGCAAAAUUGGACCCUCCAACAUUGACUCUGUCGUCAAGCACAUGCCUCUGUGCAUGUCUCAGUUGCACACAACUCUUCGACAGAAGAACCAUCUCAAGCACGAUGGUCGGUUCCAGUAUGGACUGUUUAUCAAAGGUCUGGGCUUCUCUGUCGAUGAGGCUCUUCAGUUUUGGAGAGAGGCAUUCAAGGUGACGGACGACAAGUUCAACAAGGAGUACCAAUACAACAUUCUGCAUAACUACGGUCUCAAGGGUUCGGGCAAGAAUUAUGCGCCAAAGGACUGCAAGAGUAUCAUUGCCAACAAUCCCCCAGCCAACUCCGAGCUGGUUCACGGCUGUCCUUAUCGGUCUUUGCGUCCUGAAGAGUUGGUUGGACGGCUCAAGAAUAUGGGAAUUGAGGACCGCAUGGAACUGAACAAGAUCACCGACCAGGUGAAGAACACCAACUAUCAUGGAGCAUGUACCCGGGUUCUGGAGCUAACUCAUCCGGGUCUCAAGGUGGAGGAGGUGGUCCAGCAUCCUAAUGACUACUUUCUGAAGGGUUAUGGAUGGCAGAAUGGAUUGGAGGUGGCCUACACAAAGUAG
Molecule: messenger RNA, 1410 nt
Organism: Yarrowia lipolytica CLIB122
Lineage: Eukaryota; Fungi; Ascomycota; Dipodascomycetes; Dipodascales
Biological process (GO): DNA replication, synthesis of primer; DNA replication initiation
Cellular component (GO): alpha DNA polymerase:primase complex
Source: RefSeq, a predicted model, not a curated record